AUGAUUCUACCCGGUCGGUCUCUUAUCACUCGGUCAAUCAUACGCAAUGUACAAGCACCUCUCCAAACCCAACCCUGCGGUGUGGACCUCACACUGAAGCGGGUCUUGAAGUGGACCUCUCCGGGCGUCAUCGAUCUCGACAACAAACUUCGGCAGACUGCCUCAACCGAGGAACUGACAUUUCCGAGAUCUGCAAGUCCGGCUCUAGACCUUGUCCAGGGAUCUUACCUCGUGGAAUUCAAUGAGACGGUUUCCGUGCCCCUCGAUUCUAUGGGUCAGAUCUUUGUACGCAGUUCAUUGUUCCGAUCGGGUGUAUUGAUCCAUGCCGGUGUGAUGGAUAGUGGAUAUGAAGGGGCUGUUGGUGCUCUGCUGCAGGUUGUGAAUCCCGCUGGUUUGAGGGUUUAUCCUGCUGCUCGAUUGGCGCAAUUGGUGUUUCACCUGAUGAGUGAGGAAGUUGAGGGCUAUAAUGGUACUUAUCAGGGGACAACGUCCAUGGGAUGA
Messenger RNA from Penicillium soppii, 501 nucleotides. Its product is annotated as putative dUTP diphosphatase Dut. The transcript has a single exon. The record is from RefSeq and is a predicted model, not a curated record. The coding region runs from base 1 to 501 and encodes 166 amino acids. NCBI's taxonomy places the organism in Eukaryota, Fungi, Ascomycota, Eurotiomycetes, Eurotiales, Aspergillaceae.